AUGGAGAAUGAAUUUUACAAUGCCUUUGCUAGUCCGAUGACUAUUACUCAAAAUGCUUGGGAACAUACUGAAGUUCAAUAUAGUAGACCAGUUGGGGAUAAUAGAGUGAAACUUCCAAUUAGGGAAUUGAGUGCUGAGGAGAAAAAGAAAUAUAAAGAUGAAAAAAUGAUGGUUAGUCUGUUGCAACAAGCUAUUAAAGAAGACAUCUUGAUUCUUCUUCAACACAAUGGAAGUGCACAUUCGAUAUGGACAGAAUUAGAAGCAAAGUUUCUUGGGAGUGAUGAAAUGCUAAAGAACAAAAAUUCGCUUAUGAAGAAAGAAUUUGAUUUAUUUAGAGGAUUAAGAAAUGAAAACACCAAGCAGAUCAUUGAAAGAUAUUGCAAUUUAUUGAAGAAUAUGAAUAGAUUAGGCAUCAAAAAGGAUAAUGAUGAAUUAGUUGAAAAAUUGGCUGAUGCGUUGCCACAUGAUCCGUAUCAACAAGAACAGCAACAAACUGCACAUGCUAGAAAGGUGAUUGAAGAUUCAAAGAAAGCUUGUUUGGUCAAUCAAGAUGAUGGAAGUUCAUCAAAAGGAUUCAGCUGGGAUAAAUUUAUUUCAGAAGAGAAAAAAAUCAGAAAACAUUUAAAUGCUGAAGCUGAGAAAAAGAAGAAAUAUGAAGAAGAAGAAAAGCAAAUGAGACAAGCUGAAGCUGAGAAAAAGAAAAAGGUUGAAGAAGAAAUUCAAGUGAGAAAAGUCAAAGAAGUUCCAGCGUUUGAAAUUAAAACAGAUGCUGAUGAGAAAAGAGCAGCAAGAGAACAGAAACAGAUGAAGUCUGAUAAUGUUGCUCAAGAAGGUGAGACUGUUCAAAAUGAAGAAGAUGAAAGCGUUGCUGAGGAGAUUACUGAAGUUAAGCAUGUAGUUGAAGCAGUAAAGGUGGUUGAAGUCGAGAAGAUCAUCGAAGUUGAAAGGAUUGUAGAAGUCAUUAAGCCAUGCUCAAAGUGUCUUGAAUCUUGCAUAAAUUGUGCAGCCAAAGAUGAAAAGCUGGCUGAACUAGAGAAGAUGAAAGAGCAGUUGUUGUUCAAUCUUAACUAUGUGAAGGAAUCUUAUGACGUACAGGACUAUGCCGGAGCUUCCAGGAUUUACCCCAUAGUGGAAGGAAUGAAGACGUUUGAAGAAGAAAAGACUUCGGAAGAGAAGAAGUCUGAAACAAAAGAAGAUGAUGAAGAAAAUCAUCAGAAGCAGAAAAAGAGCAAGUGGUUCAGAAAGCAAACCAACAAAGAAUUUCUUGCAAAGAAGCAAGAAGAAAUGAUGGGGUCUAUUGAUCACCUUAUUGCAUAUAACACUACAAGUACUUUCAGUUGA
Messenger RNA from Helianthus annuus (common sunflower), 1341 nucleotides. Its product is annotated as golgin subfamily A member 6-like protein 6. Lineage: Eukaryota; Viridiplantae; Streptophyta; Magnoliopsida; Asterales; Asteraceae. The transcript is spliced from 9 exons. The coding region runs from base 1 to 1341 and encodes 446 amino acids. The record is from RefSeq and is a predicted model, not a curated record.